AUGGAGACUUCAUACAACUUUGCUGAUACUACAAAAGUUAUCCUCAUCUCCAUAUACUUACAUGUUGUAGAUCUCCUUGUUGCUAUACUCGCCGGUGUGGUAGCCUACACUGCUACGGUACACUUUAUACCAGAAGCCCGUAUAAAGUUAUUACAACGUCGUAUCUGUGGUGUUGAUAUUAACAAAUCAACCGCCGAGCAGCGAAAGAAGAUUACGUCGACCCCGCAUGAGUUACUUAGUGAUGCCGAUAAGCGACUUGUUGUACCCGAGUCACUUGGUAUUCUCGCCGGGGCGGUGUAUUUAUGUGUAUUAGUACCAGAGAUAUUAUUAGCAUUUGGUCCAUCCAAAUCACGGCAAAUGGAUGGGGCAGUAACCACCAUAACUGUCAUGUUAUUACUUGGAUUUGUAGAUGAUGUAUUGGAUGUACGUUGGCGACAUAAACUGUUACUUUCUGCUAUUGGUUCACUUCCAUUAGUGUUAACAUAUGAUGGGAGUGUUUCUAUUGCUGUUCCACUUCCAUUGGUACCUUAUUUAGGUACUUCUUUAUUAUAUUUGGGUGGUUUAUACCUUUUGUAUCUCAGUUUGUUGUGUAUCUUCUGCACGAAUAGUAUUAACAUUCUUGCUGGUGUAAAUGGUGUAGAAGUGGGUCAAAGUAUUAUUAUUGCGGUAGCCUGUAUUUUACAUAAUAUUCUUCAACUUCGUUUAGAGCAUAAAGAAGGAGGAUUUAAUCAUGAUUGUAAUUCUACAGAUAAUGGAUCUAUGCAUCAACUCAUGGCGAUUGGAUUAUUAGUCCCUUUUGUAGGUGUGAGUUUAGCCCUUUGGCAUUAUAAUAAAUAUCCUGCCAGUAUCUUUGUUGGGGAUAGUUAUACCUAUUUUGCCGGCACUGUACUCUCUGUGGCUGGAAUUACUGGACAUUAUAGUAAAACCCUCAUGUUGUUUUUUGCCCCACAAAUUAUAAAUUUUAUUCUUUCAUUACCACAAUUAUUUCAUAUUAUUCCUUGUCCACGGCAUCGAGUACCAACAUGGGAUUCUCAUCGGGAUGUUUUGCAAAAUAGUAAAAACUAUACGCUUUUGAAUCUUAUCUUAUGGUGGUAUGGAGAUAUGCGGGAGGAGGUCUUGACAAGAAUGGUUCUAAGGAUUCAAGUGGGAUUUUGUGUUUUGGCACUUCUCAUCCGGUAUCUUUUUGCAUCUUAUUUAUAUGAACAAGUGGAGUAG
This is a messenger RNA of Trypanosoma theileri, 1215 nucleotides long. Its product is annotated as putative UDP-N-acetylglucosamine-dolichyl-phosphate N-acetylglucosaminephosphotransferase. Gene Ontology annotation, cellular component: membrane. Lineage: Eukaryota; Euglenozoa; Kinetoplastea; Trypanosomatida; Trypanosomatidae. Gene Ontology annotation, molecular function: UDP-N-acetylglucosamine-dolichyl-phosphate N-acetylglucosaminephosphotransferase activity. The transcript has a single exon. Gene Ontology annotation, biological process: protein N-linked glycosylation; dolichol-linked oligosaccharide biosynthetic process. The record is from RefSeq and is a predicted model, not a curated record. Bases 1 to 1215 code for a protein of 404 amino acids.